Messenger RNA from Cyprinodon variegatus (sheepshead minnow), 3039 nucleotides. It is a transcript of the gene lars2, whose product is annotated as leucyl-tRNA synthetase 2. NCBI's taxonomy places the organism in Eukaryota, Metazoa, Chordata, Actinopteri, Cyprinodontiformes, Cyprinodontidae. The record is from RefSeq and is a predicted model, not a curated record. Bases 154 to 2868 code for a protein of 904 amino acids. Gene Ontology annotation, biological process: mitochondrial translation; leucyl-tRNA aminoacylation. The transcript has 21 exons. Gene Ontology annotation, molecular function: leucine-tRNA ligase activity; ATP binding; aminoacyl-tRNA deacylase activity. Gene Ontology annotation, cellular component: mitochondrion.
GAUGGCGGCGCCCAUGGAGCUGUCAUGUUUCUGGUAAAACGGUCAUUAAUGUAGGUUUUAAAUGAAAAAUGUGACAUUUUGGACGUUUGCUGGUAUAUUACCGGUAUUAGUAUUGCAGAGACGCAAAAGACUCUGAAACACGAAGACAGGAUCAUGCAGGCGUCCGUGAGGAGGCUAUCUCUUGUCUCCCUGAGUGCUGUCCAGACUUGUCAAAACAGCACGACUCUGUUGAGUUCGGCGCUCCGCUUCCUUCCCCCCAGCAUCCGCACCAUCUUCAGUGAGACCGGAGUUUGGGACAAAGAUUAUCGAACUGAGAACAGACGGAGGGUAGAGGAAUGGUGGCACCCGCGGAUUAUGAAGCAGUGGCAGAAGGAUGCGCUGGAUACAGAUUCCAACAGGAAGAAAUUUUAUGUCCUCUCUAUGUUUCCGUACCCAUCAGGGCGCUUGCACAUGGGUCAUGUGCGGGUGUACACCAUCAGCGACACCAUUGGUCACUUCCAGAGAAUGAGAGGCCAUCAGGUGUUGAACCCAAUGGGCUGGGAUGCUUUUGGACUCCCUGCUGAGAAUGCAGCCAUAGAGAGAGGCCUUGAUCCUGAGGAGUGGACCAAAAGUAACAUCCAGUCCAUGAGGGAGCAGCUGGAUAGCCUUGGGCUCUGCUUCAACUGGGACAGAGAAAUAACCACAUGUCUUCCAGACUACUACAAGUGGACACAGUAUCUGUUCAUUAAGCUUUUUGAGGCGGGACUGGCAUAUCAAAAAGAGGCUGUGGUGAACUGGGACCCUGUUGAUCAGACGGUGCUGGCCGACGAGCAAGUGGAUGAAAAUGGCCGAUCCUGGAGGUCCGGCGCUCUGGUGGAGCAGAAGUUACUGACACAAUGGUUCAUCAAGACUACAAACUAUGCUAAGCCUCUUCUAGAUGCCCUGGACGAUGUUCCUGAGUGGUAUGGGGUUAAAGCCAUGCAGGCAAACUGGAUCGGAGAAUGCACUGGAUGCUACUUUGAUUUCACACUCAAGGUCGACGGCAAAGAGACAGGUGAGACCCUGUCAGCUUACAGCUCCUCCCCAGAGAUGGUGUACGGAGCAGCUUACCUGGCCAUCCUGCCCUCCCACAGGCUGCUGCAUGGAAGCAGCUCAGUCCGCUCGGCCCUACAGCGAGCAUUCCAGCCAGGGCGAGACUCACUCACACAGGUCACUGCUCAUAACCUAUUCACUGGCCACGAGGUUCCUGUGGUGAUCUCUCGCAAGGAGGCGUUCGAUGACUAUCUGGACACUGUCAUAGGUAUCCCAGAUAGCAGUGAGGAAGACCAGUCUGUGGCCAGAGCACUUAAUCUGACUUGGACCACAGUGCUAAAAACCCACAAAGAUGGAACAGAAACUCUGAUGAAUUCUCAGGAGUUCUCAGACCUCACCAGGGAGCAGGCGUUUCACUCCAUCACCCAGAAGGCCAGAGAGCUGGGGGUUGGAGGCCAUCUCACCAGCUCUAAGCUCAGGGACUGGCUGAUAUCCAGACAGCGUUACUGGGGAACACCCAUCCCAGUGGUGCAUUGUGAAUCCUGUGGUGCUGUUGCCGUCCCAGAGGAGGAGUUACCAGUUACUCUACCAAAAGCGGCAUCUCUCACAGGGAAGGGGGCGUCGCCUUUGGGAGCUGUUCAUGAUUGGGUCAACUGCAAGUGUCCCAGAUGUAAGGGUCCAGCCAGGCGGGAGACUGACACCAUGGACACAUUUGUGGACUCUGCCUGGUAUUACUUCAGAUAUACAGACCCUCAUAACACAGACAGGCCUUUUAGGCGUCACCUCGCCGAUCACUGGCUUCCUGUUGACGUAUACAUCGGUGGGAAGGAGCAUGCCGUUAUGCACCUGUACUACGCCCGCUUCCUCUGCCAUUUCUGCAAAGACCAAGGUCUUGUGGCUCACAGGGAGCCGUUUUGGAAACUUUUGGUACAGGGUCUGAUCAAAGGUCAGACAUUUAAACUGGCAGACAGCGGGCAGUAUUUGAAGAGAGAGGAAAUAGAUUUCCAAGGAAAGGAGCCUGUGGCUCUGAGCGGUGGCAGUGUGGAGGUGACCUUUGAGAAGAUGAGCAAGUCCAAACACAAUGGGCUGGACCCUCAGGAGGUUGUGCAGCAGUACGGUGUGGACACUGUUCGUCUCUACAUCCUUUACGCUGCACCGCCUGAACAAGACAUCCUCUGGAAUGUCAAAACGGAUGCACUCCCAGGGGUUUUGCGCUGGCAGUCUCGACUUUGGCAGCUUGUGACGAAGCUGAGAGGAGCUCGACAGCUCGGUGACGUCCCAAACCCCUCCCUGCUGAAAAAGAAAGAGCUGGCAGAGGUCAGGAAGAUCUGGGAAAACAAGAACUAUGCAGUUCAAGAGGUGACGACUCACUUCACGGAAGACUUCCUGUUCAACGCAGCCUUAUCCCGUCUAAUGGGGCUCACCAACACAUUAAGUAGUGCCACAGUUCGAGUCCUACAGCACAGUGUGGAGUUUGAGGAAGCGCUGGCCGCACUGGUUAUAAUGGCAGCACCCAUGGCUCCCCACUUGGCCUCUGAGCUUUGGGCAGGCCUUUGCUCAGUGAAAAACCCCCUCAGCCCCCUCCUGCUGCGGGGAGGGGAUGUCUUGCAGCAGCCCUGGCCAAUUGUGGACACCGAGUAUCUGGAGGCCCCUGACUUUGUGGAGCUGUCCGUGCUGAUAAACAACAAGCCGUGCGGCACAGUGACGAUCCCUCUGCAGGUGUCCAAAGACUCCAGCCGGGUCCAGCAGCUGGUUCUGGAGAGUCCCAUUGGACAGAAGCUUCUGAGCGAACGCAGCAUCAAGAGAGCCAUCCUCUCACCCAGGACUGCCCUCAUCAACUUCCUGGUUGAUGAGUGAUGCAAGGGUGUUUACCCGUUUGCAUGUAACACCUGGCGGGCGGUGCCUUUCCGCUCUGUACACUGACAGAAAAAUGUUGUUGAUGUUUGGAUGUCAUGUGAGAAAGAACGUGUGGGUCUGUUAUAACGUAAAUAUCACCAAAAUUUGUAUUUAUAUUUUGCAGUUUUUAAU